Colletotrichum orchidophilum is the source of this 1266-nucleotide messenger RNA. Its product is annotated as RNA polymerase II transcription factor SIII subunit A. Gene Ontology annotation, biological process: transcription elongation by RNA polymerase II. The record is from RefSeq and is a predicted model, not a curated record. The transcript has a single exon. Gene Ontology annotation, cellular component: nucleus; elongin complex. Bases 1 to 1266 code for a protein of 421 amino acids. NCBI's taxonomy places the organism in Eukaryota, Fungi, Ascomycota, Sordariomycetes, Glomerellales, Glomerellaceae.
AUGGCGCCGACUAAAUCACUUGCCGAGUUGUGCAUUGCAAUGUGCCAGAGACACAUCACAGAACUCAGCAGCGUAGGGAAUGGCGACGCCCUCCAAUACCACCAUGUUCGCGACAUCCUCCUUAGGGUCAUAAACCCGGCUCAGCUCCGAGAGAUUGAGCUCAACUCCCCUUUCAUUCAAGGCGAAACCUCCGAACUCUGGCUGCGCCUUAUUAAGAAGGAAUUCCCGUCCGAAAGCCACGAAAAGAAUUACGCGCCUAAGAAUCCGUCAAAGUGGUACAAGAUAUAUGAGCGUUAUGCAGAAGAACGCCGCGAGGCUCAGCAGCAGGCCGAGGCCGAGCUUCUCGCCAGGGUCCAGGGUCUUCAGCAAAAAAAGGACAACAAUGUUAGCCGAAUUGUUGACCCCAAGUUCGCCAGGUUUUUGCCUAAACCGCCCAAGACGGGUCGCACCUUUUCGACACUGCCUCGAGGCAAGAAGGAACUCCCGAGUACACUGAGUUGGGCCGCUGGAAGCAGGAUGAAGACGACAACGGGUGCUAGCGUUAUGAAGAAAGCCCGCAGAGAGGCCAAGGAGAUUGUCGGCAUAAGGAGCACCAUGGCGGUCCCUACUGGCAUGAUCAGGGCCCCUCGACUGAACAAAGCUCCGCCCUCAAUGGCUGCUGAGCACCGGAUCUCGAGCCAACCCGUCUUUCGGCCUACGUCUACCAGCAGCCGCCCACCCACGCACUCUACAUAUGUUGCGCAGACUAAGGCCACAUAUGUGUCCGAUUCAUCAGAUGGCGAGGAGGGUGAUUUGUUUGGCAAUGAGGGAACGCCCAAGAAGGGCAAGGCCGCGAUGUAUUCCUCUCGCAACAACCGGGAUACGACAAUCUCCUCCAAAUCUGCAAACCCUUCCCAAUCGUCUGCAUUCAAGGAUCGCAGCUCUUCUACGUCCGCCAGAUAUAGUUCUGGCUUCAAGCAGUCUACCUCUUUUAGCUCACAGACGUCGGGCCCGCGUCGUGGUGGUGGUAUUCUCGGAAAUGCCCCUCGGCCCAAAAGCAACAUUCGAUUUGAACGCCCACCGUCCAGACCCGAGCCAUCCUCUACAAAUACGGAACCAUCUCGGACUCACAAAUUGCUUGCUCAGAAUAACGGUCCACAGUCCCCUCCUUUGCCAAUGUCCUUGGACGAAGUACAACCAGCUCGACCAGUUUUGGGCAAUCAGGAACUGCCCAGGAAGAGAAAGGCUGUCGACAUCUUUAUGCCCAAAAAGAAGACGAGACGCUGA